This is a messenger RNA of Porites evermanni, 1412 nucleotides long. Lineage: Eukaryota; Metazoa; Cnidaria; Anthozoa; Scleractinia; Poritidae. The record is from the annotation of a GenBank genome assembly.
CAUUACUCUACUUGUGCUGACCACUGUAGAAAGUUUGCGUUUAGUGAUCCUGUUGAUCCCGAGCUCCAGCAUCCUUGUCCGCAUCAGCAUCAAUUGACUUGCGAGCAAUGCCAAGGGCUGAAGGAUGUUCUAAAGGAAGUGAGACUAGCGACUGAAGGGUCAUCAUGGAAGCCUUACAGUUGCAAACAAAGAGAAGAUGUCCUUUAUGACUUUGAUGGUGCACAGUCAGACAUCUUGUUGUGGAAAGCACACAUUGUGCUCUCAAUAAAUCAGGAGGAGGCGAAACAAGAUGCACUGAAAUCAGAAGACCCACAGUCAGCCAUUCUGAUCAUGGACUGGGCUAUGAAGUUCCUCCAAAUAAAAUUUCGUGAGAAACAGUCUGAAUGGUUCGGAAAACGGGGGCUGAGCUGGCAUAUUUCCACCCUUGUAACUAAGAAUGUUGACUCUGGAAAAAUUGAGCUGAAAUUGUAUGCUCAUAUCCUCGACUCUUGCCAACAAGACUGGUACGCAGUGUGCUCAAUCAUCGAAAACACGCUUGAGGUUGUAAAGAAAGAACAUCCCCAGAUUACCCAAGUGAACCUAAGGAGUGAUGAAGCAGGCUGCUACCACAAUAACUUUCUCUUAGCCGCCGUUAGAGAUGCCGGAAGACGAGUAGGCAUUGAAGUAGCACGGUAUGACUUUUCCAGCCGCAGUAUGGAAAAGAUAUGUGAUAGAAUCCUUUGUUCAAUGAAACCAUCAAUCCGACGAUAUUGCAAUGAGGGACACGGUGUCAUUUCUGCCAGAGACAUGCGUGUAGCGCUCUCAGAAUGCCCUGUUCAAAGUACAACUGCCUCCGUGUGCGUAAUAAAUGAGACUCAAAAGACACUCAAAGUACAUAAGAUAGAAGGUUUCAGCAAGUAUCACAAGUUCAAGCUUGAAGUGGAAGGAAUUAAAGCAUGGAGAGCUGAUGGUGUUGGACUGGGCAGGUUUAUUCCUUACCGAGAAGUCAUAACUGAACCUCAAGGUCCUACUGACCUCAUUGUGCAUGAGAACUUCUUUCCACUCAUAGAAGUUCGAGUAUAUAAGAGAGAGACAAACAGUGAAACCAAACAAUGCAACGGUCUUUUCUCUUGUUCUGAGCCCGGUACGACAUGGUUUUCAAGAAAUUCAGUGAACUUGAAAAUCACCUCGAUGCUGAUGAGCACAGCCAAGUUUACCGAAACUCUGAUACGGUGUAUGACAAGCUCAGAAGAGACUGGGAGGAGAAAUUUCGUUCUGUUGAUAAGGACGAAGAAAUCAGAAGCGUGCCUAUAGCAGUUGGAAAGGAGCGUCACAAAAAGAAUGAAACUGGCCGCUCUCCCCAGUGGAGUGACUUGCAGACUGGAUGGGCUCUACACAAGCCCCGAAACAAAGCUGUGCAUUUUCCUACCGAG